Messenger RNA from Pochonia chlamydosporia 170, 429 nucleotides. RefSeq lists its product as hypothetical. The transcript is spliced from 2 exons. Bases 1 to 429 code for a protein of 142 amino acids. NCBI's taxonomy places the organism in Eukaryota, Fungi, Ascomycota, Sordariomycetes, Hypocreales, Clavicipitaceae. The record is from RefSeq and is a predicted model, not a curated record.
AUGGCCGGUCUUCAUCGACGGUGGGACCAUGAUCAAACAUUUCGCUUGUCGUACGGUAGUAGCGCUAUAGCCAACCCAGCGCAUCUACCAAAGUCAUGCUCCUUUGGGUCUGGUUCUGCCCGAAUCUCCAUUCUCGUUUCCUCAAGCGCGGAUUAUCAUCCAGCGUCUAGCAGCCGUACCUCGCACAGGUGGUCUCUCUGUUAUGGUGUGAGGGGACUUUAUUUUCAUUCUGAUCUCGUUCGGCGUGAAUCGCUGGUUUUAAACACUGAAAACAGUUCAUCAUAUGUGACAGUCAGUAUUUCUUACGGCUCUUGUCAGAUGCCAGGCAAACCCUGCUCGGGCACUGUGAGCGUCUUGGCUAAAAUGGAUGUUGGAUUUGAUUCAAUAUUCCCAACGGCACCUGAGCGCUAUCAGUCUCUUCGUUUGUGA